Hemicordylus capensis (graceful crag lizard) is the source of this 1856-nucleotide messenger RNA. RefSeq names its product protein lifeguard 1-like. NCBI's taxonomy places the organism in Eukaryota, Metazoa, Chordata, Lepidosauria, Squamata, Cordylidae. Gene Ontology annotation, cellular component: endoplasmic reticulum; Golgi apparatus; membrane. The coding region runs from base 328 to 1116 and encodes 262 amino acids. The transcript is spliced from 8 exons. The record is from RefSeq and is a predicted model, not a curated record. Gene Ontology annotation, biological process: negative regulation of apoptotic signaling pathway.
GGAAAGAAGACACCAGAGGGGAAGGGCCUUGGCCUUCUUUCCAGAGUGUCGGUUGUUGGAAGGAGGGCUUGGCUCAAGAAGCAGGAGCAUCAUAGGAAUAUUACCACAGAGGCACCAACAUCCAUUCUUUACAGGGAAGCAUCUCCAGUCUUUCCACAGUUGUUUUCCAGGCCAAGUAAGAAGCAGGUCCUUCCUUGACCCAGUGAGCAGAAACCUAGAGCUGGGCUCUUGGUCAGAAAAGGAUAUACACAGACUGCGGGGGCACCAGCAGACAAGCUGAGCAGAAAGCACCUCUGAGGAGGGGGUAGAUAUGUGAGCCCUGGAGCCAUGUCACUCAAGAAGGUCUUCCAGCGGUUCAGCCAGCCUGCAGGCACCUUGGACCAAGGUGCACCACAAAGCAAUGACGAUGAAGACAGGCCACUCAACCAGGAUCUGUCCACCGGUAACUUGGAUCAGAGGACUACCCGGAAGACCUUCAUUCAGCGGGUGGGCCUGUUGCUGGCUGCGCAGUUGACUGUGAGUUCAAUCUUUGCCAUCAUCUUCUUCAACCUUGUGUGGGAUAUGGAGGAAAUUGUACAGACCCAUUUCUGGACUGUCACCGCCAUCCCGUUGGCUGUCUUCAUCAUCUGCUUCACAGCCAUCACCUGGGUUGAGAAGAUCAGGUGCCAACUCCCCUGGAACAUCAUUGUCCUGUCCAUAGCGACCUUGAACUUCUCUGGCUUAAUAGGCAUGACCACUUCUCUCUGCAAGAUGAACGCCACCUUCAUUGCUAUGGGCAUCACUGGCGCCAUUUUCUUCAUUCUUGUGAUUUUCUCCAUGAAGAUCAAGUAUGACUUCACUCUAUAUCUUUGGACAUUGUGUGCCUGCAUGAUGACCUAUGCAACAUUCAUCCUCUUCCUCAUAUUCUUCAAGAACCAUAUUCUGGAUCUUGUCUCUUAUGGCCUUGGAAUCUUUGUCUGCAUCUGGAUGCUGGUUGUGACCAUCCAGAUGAGCCUGGGGAACACGAAAAGGGCCUUCGGUGCCGAUGACUAUGUCUUUGCAGACCUCACCCUGUACAUCUGUUUUCAUUUCCUCUUCUUGGACGUCUUGUUGCUGGUCGAAGCGGUGCUUAGCUAGAACGAGGCCCCCCCUCCCCCAAUCCCUCCCGCCCUGAGAUCCUUCCUCAAGCGCCACUUAUUUUAUUGUGUUCCGCCUCUCCCAGAGCUUUGCUCCUUUCCUUCUUUUUGUGUUCCUGCCCAUUUCUGGGGCCCCGUCCUGUGCUUUGGGGAGGAAGGAGAUAUGACUGGAUCCGGGUAGCAGCAAACGGGCCAACUGCACAGGAUGCCUAGGAGCAGAGAGGGGCUCUUUCACACCUCCUCCUACGCUUAGGGGAGAAAUGGAAGGCUCACGAAAGAAAAGGAUUUCUCUUGCCUGCAUUUGCCGGCAGUGGCACGUGCAGGGGUGUGUGUGUGUGGAAACCCGGCGCUCUUCUUCCCCUUGGUCUUCUGGAGUUCUUGCCAACCUAAUACAAUGCUUUCCCCGUCUCUUAACUGGGAGUGAGCUCCCCCCCACACUUCUUCCUCCCCCCCCAUUCCCAUUUUCCUUGGCCUUACAUUCAAGCCAUUGUGAUUGGUGCCUGUGGAAUGAAGACUUUGCAUUACUGGGACCCCAACACUUUGCUCUAUUAAAUGCUUUAAUUAAGACAUGUGACAUUUCCUAACCCUUGAAGUUAGCCAGACUCUCUGUCCCUCCACCUCCUCUCCUCCCACUCCCCUCCCCUGCACUUCUGCAUGUGGAACAGACCCCCCCCCACGCCCCCGAGUGGCCAGCCUCUGGACCAAGCUGUGUCCAUAGGAUGUCCUAAUAAAACGGAGAGU